This is a messenger RNA of Penaeus vannamei (Pacific white shrimp), 1194 nucleotides long. The record is from RefSeq and is a predicted model, not a curated record. Lineage: Eukaryota; Metazoa; Arthropoda; Malacostraca; Decapoda; Penaeidae.
AUGUGUGUACCCGAGUGCAGUUACUUCGUGCUGAACUCGUCCUCGGGCCAGGUCGAGGAGGAGCCGUGCGUCGAGUGGGACUUCGACAACUCCACCUUCAGCUCCACCGUUGGCACUGAGGUAAUCUUUGAUUCAGACCGUUUGGUAAGCGGUGUUGGUGCCUGUGACUUGGCGGUGACAAAGUUCCAGCUUGCCUGCGGUUGGGAGUACCUUCGCUCGACGUACCAAAGCAUCUACAUGUUCGGCGUCACGAUCGGGGCGCCGUUCAACGGGGUUCUGGCCGACAGGUACGGGCGUAAGAUGACCGUGGCCGCAUGGAGGUCGCGGAUCCCAAGUGGCGCACGCAUAUCGGCAUUGUAUUGUUUCUGCCAUGGGCGCUUGGUCUCAUGGCGUGGGGCGGGUUCGCUUACCUCGUCCGGGAAUGGCGGAUGCUCAGCUGACCGUGUCUUUGCUGUGUCUGGCCUUCUUGCCUACUCUGUGGUUCAUGGACGAGUCGCCUCGGUGGCUGGCCGUGAGGGGGCAGCACCGGCGCGCCCUCCGAGUGCUGCAGAGGGCCGCCAGGUGGAACGGGGUCGCCCUCCCCCCGAGGACGAGCUUCUGCUCCUGCUCAAGGACGGAGUCAAGGACGAGGCAAUGGUACGCCCGCACCAAGACGCCCGCGCCCACACCGCGAGAGGCUGGUUCAGAAGGCGUUUGGAUGAAGCAUUUAUUCUUUUCAGAACCCCCCGCCUUCGCACCAUCACCCUCAGCCUGUACACCAACUACCUACUGGUGGGUGCUGUGUACUUCGGCCUCUCGCUCAGCGGCGGCGACCUGAGCUCCGACCCGUUCCUGUACAUGGUGCUGACGGGGGUCGUGGAGCUGCCGGCCUACACGCUGGUCAUCCCCCUGGUGGCUCGCUACGGCAGGAGGGCUCCCGUUGUCGCCUUCUUCUUCAUGGGCGCCGUGGCUCUUCUCGCACUGCCCUUCGUGCCCACGGGUAGUGGGGAAUCGAUGACCUUAGCGCUUAUGGGGAAGAUGAGUAUCGCUUCGGCCUUCCAGAUCCUCGACUUUUACUCCUCAGAGCUCUUUCCCACCGAGGUUAGGACGAGGGGCAUGAGCACAGCCCUUGUCAUGUCAAGGGUGGGGUCUACUUGUUCGCCUUUCAUCACGGACUACUUGCAAGAUAUGACAGUCUUCUUGCUUUUUGUUUAA